Molecule: messenger RNA, 1683 nt
Organism: Talpa occidentalis (Iberian mole)
Lineage: Eukaryota; Metazoa; Chordata; Mammalia; Eulipotyphla; Talpidae
Gene: SQOR
Product: sulfide quinone oxidoreductase
Exons: 10
Coding region: 77-1429 (450 amino acids)
Cellular component (GO): mitochondrion
Molecular function (GO): FAD binding; sulfide:quinone oxidoreductase activity
Source: RefSeq, a predicted model, not a curated record
GGGCAGGAGCGGCAACUCCACGGCGCGGACGCGGUGGCCAGAGGUUCAACUCGCACCGGCCUGAUCCAGCCUGAAGAUGUCCCCACUGGUCACCGUGGUGUCUGGCCCCCGCGCCCGGCUCUUUGCCUGCCUGCUCAGGCUGGGUCCUCAGCAGGCCAGCCCACUUCAGCUGCACACAGGGGCCAACCUCAUGGCCAAGAACUACUAUGAGGUGCUGGUGCUGGGCGGGGGCAGUGGUGGGGUCACCAUGGCUGCCCGUAUGAAGAGGAGAGUGGGCGCAGAGAAUGUGGCUAUUGUUGAACCCAGUGAGAGUCAUUACUACCAGCCAAUCUGGACACUGGUGGGUGCUGGUGCCAAGCAGUUAUCCUCAUCUGGGCGUCCCACAGCAACUGUGAUUCCAUCUGGUGUAGAAUGGAUCAAAGCUAGAGUGGCUGAGCUGAACCCAGACAAGAACUGCAUCCGCACAGACAAUGGCAAGGAGAUAUCCUACAAAUAUCUUAUUAUUGCUCUCGGAAUCCAGUUGGACUAUGAGAAGAUUAAAGGCCUACCUGAAGGUUUUGCCCAUCCAAAAAUAGGGUCCAAUUACUCAGUUAAGACAGUGGAGAAGACAUGGAAAGCUCUGCAGGACUUCAAAGAGGGCAAUGCCAUUUUUACCUUCCCAAAUACUCCGAUAAAGUGUGCUGGAGCCCCACAGAAGAUCAUGUAUUUAUCGGAAGCCUAUUUCAGAAAGACAGGGAAGCGAUCCAAGGCCAAUAUUAUUUUCAACACUUCUCUUGGAACGAUUUUUGCGGUUAAGAAGUAUGCUGAUGCCCUGCAAGAGAUCAUCCGGGAGAGGAACCUCACUGUUAACUACAAGCAAAACCUCAUUGAAGUCCGAGCUGAUAAACAAGAGGCUGUAUUUGAAAAUCUGGACAAACCUGGAGAGACUCAAGUGUUUUCAUAUGAAAUGCUUCAUGUGACACCACCAAUGAGCCCACCAGAUGUCCUCAAGACGAGCCCUGUGGCUGAUGCUGCUGGCUGGGUGGACGUGGAUAAAGACACUCUACAGCACAAGAAAUACCCCAAUGUGUUUGGGAUUGGGGACUGUACCAACCUUCCUACUUCAAGGACUGCUGCUGCUGUAGCUGCCCAGUCAGGAAUACUUGAAAAAACAAUUUCUUUGAUUAUGAAGAAUCAAACACCAAGGAAGAAGUAUGAUGGCUAUACAUCGUGUCCAUUGGUGACUGGCUACAGCCGUGUGAUUCUUGCGGAGUUUGACUACAAUGCUCAGCCACUGGAAACCUUCCCCUUUGACCAGGGUAAAGAGCGACUUUCGAUGUAUCUCAUGAAGGCUGACCUGAUGCCUAUCUUGUAUUGGAAUAUGAUGCUAAGGGGUUACUGGGGUGGACCAGCCUUUCUGCGGAAGCUGUGCCAUCUGGGUAUGAGUUAAGGCUGCCUCAACCCUCGCUUACCUUGGAUGACCUCUGGACCCAAAUUACAGUCAUUGAUUGGCCAAAGACAGCACGGAGAACUCAAAACCUAACCCUACAAAGAGUUUACUCCUGGAUGAUGGUGAUCAAAUGCCUUCUUCUUCAGGACUUCUGGACAGCCACUGUGUGGGCUGCCCAGGAUGAGCGUGAUUCUUUGGAUGUAUCUAAAUGAAAGAAUAGAUUUCUAUUUUUUAAAUAAAAGCUUUGCCAUUGA